AAGAUAGCUUGCUAACGUCACAGGUCUUGUGAAAGCAAAACAUAUUUGUAGAAUUCUCAACAAACGCUUCAGGAAACCGAACAAGUGAACAGAAUUUCAUAUGUGAAAACACCCUUAGUUUGGGGUGAACAAUUCUAAUUCAACAUCUAACUGAUGUUCCAGGGAGAGUUGGACAGGGAGCGUUUCAGCUGUGACCUGAGGAGGACUGUAGAGACAGAGACGGGCUAUAGGGCCACACUCAGGGUACAUGUCAGUAAAGAUCUGCGCGUGUCAGGGUGUUAUGGCUCGUUCGUCCCCGGGCCCAACCCCGCCCACGUCGCCAUGGCAACCCUUGAUUGGCGGACGACACUGGCCGUUGAGUUAACACACAGCAGAGCUCUGGACGAAAAGAGGGGCGUGGUCGUACAGACCGUCCUGUCCUACACCAGCCAGCAGGGAGAGAGGAGGACCAGGGUCCACAGUCUGUCUCUGUGCUGCUCACACCACCUACUGGACACCUUCUGUAACUGCCAGGCCCAGACUCUGCUCACCUUCUACUGCAAGAAGAUGUACUGUGCCGUGUUGGAGCGCCCUCUACAGGAGCUGAGAGAGGAACUGCAGACAGAGGUAACAGAGUCCUUGGCCUGCUAUAGGAAACACUGCAGCGCCUCCUCUGUGUCCCCAGGACAGCUGGUCCUACCCCAGUACCUGAAGACCCUGCCAGUCUACCUCAACAGCCUGAGGAAGAGUGAAGUUCUGCUACCUGGCCUCCGCAGUUCAGUACACCAACGCCUGCAGCUCCGCUGUCAAGUGGUCUCCAUGGAUACCAAGACCACAGCAGGACACUUCUACCCUCUGCUGCUACCACUGCCAGUAGGUGGCAAUACCUCCAGUCCUCUCAGCCUAGGGGAGGCUGUUCGCUGCACUGCUGCUAGCCUGGACCAUGGAGGUCUCUACCUGGUCCACGGACCCCUGGUUCUGCUACUCUGGGUGGGCCACAACGUCUCCAACACCUCCCUGGUCCAACUCUUCAACAUCACCUGUCUGUCCACACUACCCUCUGGAGAGACGAAGCUGCCUGUGCUGGACAACCCUCUGUCUGUUAGUGUGAGGUCACUCAUCAACACCCUGAACUCGCAGACACACUAUACUCGCAAGCUGCGUGUGGUGAAGCAGGGGGACAGCUGUGAGGAGGCUCUACAGCGCCUCCUGGUAGAAGAUAAGAGUCCCAACGGGGGAGCGAGCUACGCUGACUUCCUGUACCACCUCCAUGUCAACUCUAUACAACUGCUGGUUCGUUAGUUGUAAAAUGUUUUGAACUGGAAACGCAAACGUUGGUUUCUUAUUGGACAAGUCCAGCUAAUCCCUCCCAUGUUUCACUCAGCUUUUCUUCUGUUUGGUGCCUAAUGAACAUGACCCUGGUGUUUUCAGCAGUAUGGCCAGGGGUUUUACAGAUCACCUCUGAAUGAUCAUAUCCUUAUUUGACUUACAGUAUGCAACUGGUUGUUAUACUUGAGGGCAUCAGCAAAUGGUCAUGUCUUAUUUGUUUGACCGUUGUAUUAAUAACUUUUCAAAUCAAAUAACAUGUUAUUGGUUAGCAGAUGUUAUUGGUCACAUACACAUGGUUAGCAGAUGUUAUUGGUCACAUACACAGGGUU
This is a messenger RNA of Salvelinus namaycush (lake trout), 1637 nucleotides long. Its product is annotated as protein transport protein Sec24C-like. The transcript has 8 exons. Gene Ontology annotation, cellular component: COPII vesicle coat; endoplasmic reticulum exit site. The coding region runs from base 154 to 1281 and encodes 375 amino acids. Gene Ontology annotation, molecular function: zinc ion binding; SNARE binding. Lineage: Eukaryota; Metazoa; Chordata; Actinopteri; Salmoniformes; Salmonidae. The record is from RefSeq and is a predicted model, not a curated record. Gene Ontology annotation, biological process: endoplasmic reticulum to Golgi vesicle-mediated transport; COPII-coated vesicle cargo loading; intracellular protein transport.